AUGACUUCUGUCAUCUCUAAAUUUGUCAUCAAGACUCUGUGCGACCAUCAGGGUUCUUUGGACUUUAAGUGCCUGGAUGAGAAGAUCGCACAGAGUUUCACUGUUGCGGAAGCAGUCCUGCGGACUGUCCUCUUCGACGACGGUAAAAUAGCUAUUCAAGAAGGCAGACAGAAGGUCGUCGGUAAUCAAAUAGUCAGCCCGGACAGUCUGAUAGUGGCUAAAACCAGUCUGCGGCUCUGUCAGAAAAAACCCGGAGAGUGUCCACAGUGCGAUGGGUUACACCUGUGCAGGUAUUUUGUUUGCGGAGACUGCACGUUCGGACCCAAGUGUAAAAAUCCCCAUAGUCUGGCUUCUCCAUACAAUGCAGAGCUUUUGAAAAGAUAUGGUCUUCACGAUUUGACGGAGAAACAGCUGUUCCAGCUGUUACUGCAGAAUGAUCCAUAUCUGCUUCCUGAGAUCUGCCCACAUUACAACAAGGGCGAUGGUUUGCACGGUUCCUGCAAGUUCACCACAUCCUGCAGCAAGCUUCACAUAUGCCAGCACUAUCUCCAGGGUGACUGUAAGUUUGGCUCUUCCUGUAAGAGAACCCACAAUGUUGAAACGCAUGGAAUGAAGAUUCUGCGAGGAUUCAGUCAGGAGAAUAUCAAAAACCUUCAUGAGAUCUACAGAAAUAAAUUAAUCGUCAUGGGUCAACAGGAGAGACGAGCUACUGCUGUUCCUGCCCUGCCCAAGGUGAGAACCCCCACUAAGCAGCCUUCCCACAACAACCCUGAAUCCCCCACUAGUUCUGCUUGUCCGUUUAAACCCAUGAGCGAUGCUGACAGGAAUGAAAUCUGCCUCUUCUUCAUUCGCAGACACUGCAGCUUCAAAGAGAAGUGUGUUCGUGUCCAUUGGCACCUGCCUUACAGAUGGCAGGUGUUAGACAGUGAUGGUAAGACCUGGAAGGACCUGGAAAAUAUGGAAGACAUUGAGAAGACCUACUGCGACCCAUAUAAUGACACAAGCUGCAUUGAUUCACCAUCGCCCACCUUGGGGAUUUUCAGAUUUCUGUCUUUACAAAGCUCUGCAUCCCCCGUUGUGCAAUCCGUUGACUUCAGGACGAUGAAAUACGGAGGGUCUCCAGUUCGUCGCCUGUCCACCGCCUCCUCUGUCUCAAAGCCCCCUCACUUCAUUCUUACGACACAGUGGCUGUGGUACUGGAAGGAUGACAGCGGGCAAUGGCAGGAAUAUGGACAGGGUGAUGGUGAUGUACCAGCCUCUGUCACUUCUCAAACUCUGGAGAAUGUCUACCUGGCAGACAGAGAUACAGAGAUUCCCUUUGGUGCUGGCAAACAGCAGUAUAUCCUCCACUUCAAAGGUGAACCGGGAACAGAGCAGAUGUUUCAGCAGAAUGUAAAAUUCAAAACCAAGAGGGAGGUCAGAAGGAGGCCUCGCUUUGUGUCUACUCUUGAUGUGGAGGUGAAGCUAAAGAGUGCGUCGUCAAACAGCUCCAGCUCCUCCACAGCUGAAUGUCUCCCAUCCCACUGGGACAAGACUGCCCAACCGGAUUUUGGAUACAAGCUCGUACAUCUCUCCAAAUCUGCGAAGGAGUAUAUUAUGAUUGAGCAGUUGUUUAAGCGCACCAUGCCCCAGGGUAAAAUUAACAGCAUCCAGAGGAUCCAGAACCCCUCUCUGUGGAAAGUCUUUCAGUGGCAGAAAGAUCAGAUGAAGGGGAGGAUCGGAGGGAAAGCUGUGAAUGAGCAGUACUUGUUCCACGGGACAGAUGAGUCCCUGAUUGAGGCAAUCUGCGAGCAAAACUUUGACUGGAGAAUGUGUGGUGUCCACGGCACGGCCUACGGCAAAGGGAGCUACUUUGCCAGAGAUGCAUCCUACUCAGACAGAUAUGCCAGGGUCAAAGGAACCCUGAACAAGAUCAUGUUUGCUGCUCUGGUCCUGGUGGGGGAGUAUACCAGAGGAAGAAGCAGCUAUGUCCGGCCCCCGUCAAAAGGAAACAGCACAACCCUCUACGACAGUUGUGUUGACAGCGAGAGCGAUCCCAGCAUCUAUGUUGUCUUUGAAAAACAACAGAUUUAUCCAGAGUAUCUAAUCAAGUACUCGUAAGUUACAAUGCCGUUGUUUCUUUUGCCUAAGUUGUUGGUCAGGGGUAAAACUCUAUUAUGAAACGCUCUUUACUUUUACUGAAAGAACUUAGUGGCUUUGUUAAAGGUUUGUGGAGUUUUACAGUGGUGUAAGAAGUAUUCAAAAGAACAAGACAUCAUUUUAUUAACUGAUAAUGUCACAAUUGUUUCCUCUGAAGAGUAGCGGAGUAGAAGUGUAAAGUAUGGAAAUGGGAAUGCUCAAUGAGAUUUUGUGAGACAGUGUGUUUGGGGGAAUUAAUGUUACCAAAUACUUUUUGCAGAAUGUAUAGAAACAGAAAAUAAGACUUUUCCUUGGAAAAUGUCUAUUCUUAUGAUGGGAGUCUAUGUUGUGAUAAAAAAUGUCUGCUAUUGUCAUGAAUGUAAGUCUAAAUGGAGGAUGCUGAGGGUUACCAAUAAUACGGUGAUCAGAUAUGGAGUGAAAUGAACUGGUUAUGUAAUAAACAUAUUACAAAUUGCCAUUAAAGUAGUCAAUGUAAUAUAUAACAAAAAACAAACAAAAGAGAAAUCUCA
Messenger RNA from Sander lucioperca (pikeperch), 2648 nucleotides. It is a transcript of the gene parp12a, whose product is annotated as poly (ADP-ribose) polymerase family, member 12a. Bases 1 to 2100 code for a protein of 699 amino acids. Gene Ontology annotation, molecular function: metal ion binding; NAD+ poly-ADP-ribosyltransferase activity. The record is from RefSeq and is a predicted model, not a curated record. Lineage: Eukaryota; Metazoa; Chordata; Actinopteri; Perciformes; Percidae. The transcript is spliced from 11 exons.